Molecule: messenger RNA, 519 nt
Organism: Hyalella azteca
Lineage: Eukaryota; Metazoa; Arthropoda; Malacostraca; Amphipoda; Hyalellidae
Exons: 3
Coding region: 133-519 (128 amino acids)
Source: RefSeq, a predicted model, not a curated record
ACAAGUAGAAUCCUUUGAUUGCACAUGUCUGGAAGUGCUGCAAAAUUGAGACUUGCCCUUCAAAGGCUCAGUUGACUCGUAUAUAUCCAGUAAGAGUAUUAAAAUUUGCAAUUAAAGAGAACCCUAUUAAUCAUGAGUGAACAAAACAGACGUUUGUGCGUAUUCUCCUUCCUGUUUAUCUACAUGCUGUGCUCCUUAGCACAGGCUGCACUCGCCUACUUUAUCAGGGCGGAAUUAGGCGUUGUACACUUCGUGCUACAACUUAUUUCUGGUAUCUUGUGUUUUUCGAGCGGCUUGAAUCGCAUGAUGACCGUGACUUCGUUAUCGGACGAAGGCACCUCGCAGGUGCACUGCGACACUGCCGGUCUGUGGCUGGCGUUCACUUUAGAGUUGCUGGUCCUGGUGCUGCUCGUGCUGGACAGGCUAGGCCUGCUGUGGCAUGUCGUGGCGCUUGGGAGUCAGGAUAUCUCGUCACAAAUCCUAGCCAAGCUCCGGCCCUCCGAUAACUUUACGUGGUAA